AUGACGGACUCGAAUCUUGCCAGUAUCACAAACGACUUGAACGCCCCUGAUAACACCAACGAUUCGAAUCUUUCCGAGUCUUUGGCCGACAUGGACCUUGAUCCAAGCUCCUCUUCGGAAGAUAAACGCUCCCGGGAAGAAUCCGAGGCUGCCGCGGAGGAGACGGAUGAGUCUAGCCCCCCUACCAAGAGACAGCGUCGUGGAGAGGACAGUGACGAAGAGGAGAUGGAUGACGAGAACAUCUCUGAACAACAAGGUGUCAUUCAAGAAAGUGAAGAGAACCGUGGGGAUGAGUCUCAACAGCAACGGAUCCUCCAAGAUGACGUCGACAACAACGAGGAUGCGUCUCAACAACAUGAGACGGUCCAAGAUGACGUCGAGAUCGGUUCUUCUUUGGAAAACAAUGUCGACUCAUCUCAUUCUGUCGACGAGAAGCCUUACCAACCCGUUGAUGCCAACAUUUACAGCCCUACCGCCUCCAUCGCCGAGGGAUCCAUGAUUUCUUUCGAAAUCUCACCAGGCAACUUUGACGACUUGCCACCCCUGGUGCCCCUCGACCAGCUGCAACAAGAUGCAGGUCCUGUCUCUGAGGUUUCUUCUGGGGGCGGGGACGCCGAUAGCAGCGCUUACAGUGCGAUGUUGGUGUCGUUUUUAAUACAAGCUGAGAGAAACCGGAGGAUCAACAAUACGAGACAUCGUCGUCGGAGAGGGAGGAGGCCACGCACCCCGGCGCCGGAGUGGAUGACCGGUAUCCCUAAUAGACCAUACCCGAGAUCGUUUAUCACAGGGCGGGAAUACAUCCGACGGGUCAUGAGCGAGCCAUAUGAGCUCUCAGAUGAGGAGAGUUGA
Messenger RNA from Fusarium vanettenii 77-13-4, 849 nucleotides. RefSeq lists its product as uncharacterized. The record is from RefSeq and is a predicted model, not a curated record. The transcript has a single exon. Bases 1 to 849 code for a protein of 282 amino acids. Lineage: Eukaryota; Fungi; Ascomycota; Sordariomycetes; Hypocreales; Nectriaceae.